Messenger RNA from Abrus precatorius (Indian licorice), 16539 nucleotides. Its product is annotated as midasin. The record is from RefSeq and is a predicted model, not a curated record. The coding region runs from base 18 to 16358 and encodes 5446 amino acids. Gene Ontology annotation, cellular component: preribosome, large subunit precursor; nucleus. The transcript is spliced from 77 exons. Gene Ontology annotation, biological process: ribosomal large subunit assembly; rRNA processing. Gene Ontology annotation, molecular function: ATP binding; ATP hydrolysis activity. NCBI's taxonomy places the organism in Eukaryota, Viridiplantae, Streptophyta, Magnoliopsida, Fabales, Fabaceae.
AACUAUUUCAGCUUGAAAUGUCGAUUGAUGGUAGUUUCAGCCUUUAUUCUUCGCUUCAAAGGUUUUUUGAUCGUUGCCCGAAGCUCCAAUCGUUUCCACAGUUUGAGUCGCUAGCACAGAGGGGGGAGUUGGUUACUCAAGAGGAAAUGGUUAAUGUGUUAGUAGGGGUGUUUCUGCACCCAAGUUAUACAAUUCCAUUGAUGGGAUGUUUCCGUCCAAUUGCUCGACAUUUUGUAGAUAAAGCUGUUGCUCUGCUUAGUCUUGUACCAGAUUUGAGAUGUAAUACUGAUGAAACUGCUGUGGAAGAUGAUCGCGAAAGCGUUUUGGAUGAAGUUGCUAAUGUCAUAGAGUUUUAUAGUGGACAGGGAAAGGGUCUCGAUCUUCACGAGCUUGCUUGUCUAGCCUUCUGUCGUGCACUUGACAUGGGUCCUUUUCUGCUGAGUUCUGUUUUAAGCUAUUUCAAUUUUGCUCCUGCUCCAUUUGAAAGAAUAUCAGUGAAACAAGACAUGGUUGAGACCCAUGCACUGCAUGCUGCCCAUAUAUCAUACCGCCUCCUUCUAAUGAAACCUGAAAUUUUCUCAAAGCUUUGGAAUUGGUCUUGUUUUCUGGAUCUCAUAAAAGAGCCAUGCACUCCAGAUCUUAAGUGGUGUGGGGUGCAAAUAUUAAGAGUUGUGCUCAAGUUAGGUUAUAGAGCUACAGAAAACUUGAAUAUUGGAGCUGAGGAAGCAUUUUCUAGUCUAUUGCGUUGGGAAGAGUUCUGUCAGGACACAUCACUAGAAAAAGCUGGUUGGUAUGUUGAGCCAGUAGCAGACUAUGUGUCUGGUUCUUCAGAUGGAAGCAUGGAUUUCAACAAUGAGAACUGUUUAAAAUCCUUUGGCUUUAAUUCUCGGCAUGUUAGUUCACCAACUCUUCAUGAUUUUCAACAACCUUUUAGGAGUCAACGGCUUAUGACAAGGGGUGAUGUAUCAGUAAGUAAUACAUUUGUAUUGACACCAGCGGUGAAGAAAAGUUAUGAUAGAGUUCUGUUGGCGGUGAGUCAGAGGUGGCCUGUUCUUUUAUGUGGUCCUUCUGGUUGUGGAAAAUCUGCUCUCAUUGCCAAGCUGGCUCAAGAUAGUGGAAACCAAGUGCUAUCUAUACAGAUGGAUGAUCAAAUUGAUGGUAGAACAUUGGUUGGAGCUUAUGUCUGUACAGAUAGGCCUGGGGAGUUUAGAUGGCAGCCUGGAUCACUUACCCAGGCUGUGCAGAAUGGUUUGUGGAUUGUUUUUGAGGAUGUCAACAAAGCACCGUCUGAUGUACAUUCCAUAUUAAUGCCUUUAUUGGAAGGGGCUGGUUCAUUUGCAACGGGACAUGGGGAGGUAGUAAAGGUGGCAGAUAGUUUUAGAAUGUUUUCAACUAUUGCUGUUUCUAAGUUUGACACAUCUGAGAAUGCAGCUCAAAAUUCACAUAGUGUCUUUUGGAGAAGAGUGAUGAUUCCAUCUCCAGAUAAGAAAGAGAUGGAAGAUAUAAUCAAAGCGAGGUAUCCUGAUUUGGAGCUUCAUGUUGACAGACUCCUCGAAACCUUUGAAAGGGUUAAUUCUAUCUGCAUGCUUGAAAUUGUGGGUUUUCACUCUGGAAGUUCUGCUUCUGUUUAUUGUCCCUGCAGAUUCUCGUUAAGGGAUCUCCUUAAGUGGUGCAAAAGGAUUGCAGGUUUAGGUUUUUGCUUUAAUGGUAGCUUAUCAGAAAACCAAUGUUUAAGGGUGUAUAAAGAGGCUGUUGAUGUAUUUGCUUCCUUUUCAACAUCAAUUAAAAACCGUUUGUCAAUAAUGAAAGAGAUAGCAGAAUUGUGGAAAUUACCAGUUUCUGCUGCUGAGAACUUGUAUCCCCAUGACAAACCAAUAAUUCAGGAUUCUGUCACAGAUUUAAGAAUAGGCCGAGUUUCCCUUCAGUACUCUAAAAAAUCUUUAGAAAAGCAUAAAAGACCUUUUGUUGAGAUCCGUAGUUCUCUGCAUGUUUUGGAGCGCAUAGCUUGCUCUGUCAGAUAUAAUGAGCCUGUACUAUUAGUUGGAGAAACUGGUACUGGGAAGACUACAAUUGUUCAAAAUUUAGCUUCAAGGCUUGGUCAAAAGCUUACUGUUUUGAACUUGAGUCAGCAAAGUGAUGUUGCUGACUUACUAGGGGGGUUUAAGCCUAUGGAUGCACAGUUUGUGUAUUUCCCCCUUUAUAAGGAGUUUGAGGAUAUCUUUACUAGGACAUUUUCGAAGAAGAAAAAUGUAGACUUUCUUGGUCAUCUACAAAAGUUUUUAAUUGAUAAGAAUUGGGAAAUGCUACUGCAAGGAUUGCGAAAAGCAGUUGAAAAGUCAGUUGAGCUUAUUCAACCUGGAUCUUCAAAAAAGCGUAAAAGGCCAUUAGAAGAAGAAUUAAUUCAAGCUUGGGAGAGAUUUUGUUUAAAACUGGAUAGUGUCUGUCAAAAUAAUCCUUCUUCAGGGAUGAUGUUUUCAUUUGUAGAAGGAAGUUUUGUAACUGCUCUUAGAAAUGGUGAGUGGAUUUUGCUUGAUGAGGUGAAUUUGGCUCCUCCGGAAACCUUGCAAAGAAUUGUUGGUGUUCUAGAAGGGGAACAUGGAGUGCUGUGUUUAGCUGAAAGAGGUGAUACAGAUUAUAUUUGCCGUCAUCCAAACUUUCGUAUAUUUGCUUGCAUGAAUCCUGCAACAGAUGCAGGGAAGCGGGAUUUGCCUGUUUCUUUGAGAAGUAGAUUUACUGAGUAUUUUGUUGAUGAUGUUUUGGAUGAUGAGGAUUUAAGUUUGUUUAUUAGUCAGUUCAUUAGCUGUGGCUUUAUGGAUCAACAGUUGGUGAAUAAAAUUGUGUGUUUCUAUAAAGAAUCAAAAAAGGAAUCUGAAGAGAGGUUGCAGGAUAGUGCUAAUCAGAAACCUCAAUACAGUUUAAGGUCCCUUUAUCGUGCUCUAGAGUAUACAAGGAAGGCAGAGAGAAAAUUUGGAUUUCAAAAGGCACUGUAUGAUGGGUUUAGCAUGUUCUUCCUCUCAUUGUUGGAUGGACCCAGUGCUGAAAUAAUGAGGCAAAAGAUAUCAUCUCUUUUGUUGGGAGGGUAUAUGCUUCCACAUGUACAUUUUUACAGCUAUUUAGAUACCUUCAAAUCUGAUGGAUAUUCAGGGAACUAUGUUCAAACAAAAAGUGUGCAGGAGCAUCUUGCAAAUUUGGCACGUGCUGUUCUAAUAAAGAGAUAUCCUGUCCUCUUACAGGGACCCACAUCUAGUGGGAAAACUAGCCUUGUUCAGUAUCUUGCUGCAAUAACUGGUCAUGAUUUUGUAAGAAUCAAUAAUCAUGAACACACUGAUUUGCAGGAGUAUUUAGGUUCUUAUAUAACUGACACUAGUGGAAAGCUUGUUUUUAAUGAAGGUGUUUUGGUUAAAGCUGUGAGAAAUGGUUACUGGAUUGUACUGGAUGAGCUUAACUUGGCUCCAUCUGAUGUGCUGGAGGCAUUGAACCGAUUACUUGAUGAUAACAGAGAGCUUUUUGUUCCUGAACUGCAAGUAACGAUUAAAGCACAUCCAGACUUCAUGCUCUUUGCAACUCAAAAUCCACCAACACUUUAUGGUGGUCGCAAAAUGUUGUCCCGGGCAUUUCGCAAUCGUUUUGUGGAGAUUCAUGUUGGUGAAAUUCCAGAUGAUGAGCUCUGCAAAAUAUUGGGGGAGAGAUGUGAAAUCCCCUUAAGUUAUGCCAAAAAAAUGGUUGAAGUGAUGAAGGAACUACGGUUGCACAGACAGAGUAGCAGAGUCUUUGCUGGUAAACAUGGAUUUAUAACUCCUCGAGACUUGUUUCGCUGGGCUGAGCGUUACAAGAGAUUUGGUAGCUCUUAUGAAGAUUUGGCCAAAGAUGGCUAUUAUCUUUUGGCAGAAAGGCUACGGGAUGAGGAUGAGAAGUCUGUUGUUCAAGAAGUUCUGGAAAAGCAUCUUCGGGUUAAACUAAAUGUAAAAAAUUUAUAUGAUCAGAUAUUAUUUAGAGGCAACUCUUCUUCCAAUUUGAUCGUUGGUUUAGGAAGUUCAGAGAGUCUAGAAAGUGUAUUCUUGACAAAAACUAUGCAGAGGCUAUACUUCCUUGUGGAACGCUGCUUUAAGUUACGUGAGCCUGUACUGCUUGUUGGGGAAACAGGUGGAGGGAAGACAACUGUUUGUCAGUUAUUAAGUGCUUGUUUGCAGUUAAAGUUACAUAUCUUGAAUUGCCAUCAGUAUACAGAAACAUCUGAUUUUAUUGGGGGAUUCCGUCCCAUACGAGAGAGAUCUACACUGAUAUCUAAUUAUAAAGAGAUCAUUGAAAAGCUGAAGAAACUAAAGGCUUCUACAUACUUUCCCAAGGACUUUUUAGUUUCUUGUGACAUAAAUAAAGCUUCUUCAACUCUUGAUCUGCUGAAUAGUAUGAUAAGAAAAUUGAAAGGAGGACAAGUUUGUAGUUCGCAUGUUAGCAGAGAGUAUCUUUAUGCUCUUGAGCAAAUAAAGUUGGAGCUAGAUGUUCUGCAUCAAAAGUGGCAGAGCAUAUUUGUGUGGCAGGAUGGUCCGCUUAUAAAGGCAAUGAGAGAUGGUGAGCUCUUUCUUGUGGAUGAAAUAUCCUUGGCUGAUGAUAGUGUACUUGAGAGAUUGAACAGUGUGCUGGAGCCAGAAAGGAUGCUAUCUUUGGCUGAGAAAGGAGGGUCUGAUCUGGAGAGGGUUACUGCACACUCAAAUUUUUUUGUUCUUGCUACAAUGAAUCCUGGUGGUGAUUAUGGUAAGAAGGAGUUAUCUCCAGCACUACGCAACCGUUUCACAGAGAUAUGGGUUCCCCCUGUUAAUGAUCUGGAUGAGCUUCAAGGCAUUGCACUGAAAAGAAUUUCCAAGUAUAAAGUUGCUGGCAAGUUAGGCCCCGCAUAUCAAGAAAGACUCACACUCAUUGUUAAUGCUAUGAUAAAUUUUUUUGAGUGGUUCAAUAAACUGCAUCCAGGGAGAAUGCUUACAGUGAGAGAUCUCAUUUCUUGGGUUGAUUUUUUUGUUGCAACGGAAGAAAGCUUAGGUCCUGAAUAUGCACUUCUUCAUGGAGUAUUUCUUGUUUUGCUUGAUGGUUUAAGUCUAGGGACUGGAAUUUCAAAAGGGGAUGCUGCAGAGACAAGGGAGAAAUGCUUAUCUUUUCUUCUGCAGAAGCUGGGGGUUGAUCAAAGCAAUUUAUUAUAUUCAAAGCUUUCAAGAAUGGGAAAUUACAGUUGGGGUGAAUUUGGCACAGGUGUGGAUGUGUCUCAGAGUGAUGCUAAGCACCAUGAUGAUUUAUUUGGCAUUGAUCCAUUCUACAUCAAUAAAGGUAUUGGCAUUUGUGAUGAUGAUGGGUUUGAAUUCAAUGCACCUACUACUAGCAGAAAUGUCUUGAGAGUUUUGCGGGCUAUGCAGGUUCCCAAGCCUGUUUUAUUGGAGGGUAGCCCAGGUGUAGGAAAAACAAGCUUAAUCAUUGCCUUGGGAAAAUGUUCUGGGCAUAGGGUGGUACGAAUAAACUUUUCUGAACAGACUGAUAUGAUGGAUCUAUUAGGGUCUGAUUUACCUGUUGAAAGUGAUGAGGGAAUCAAGUUUUGUUGGUCUGAUGGGAUUCUAUUGCAGGCCCUGAAGGAAGGCUGUUGGGUUUUGCUGGACGAGCUUAAUCUUGCUCCACAAUCUGUUCUAGAGGGUUUAAAUGCCAUUCUGGACCACAGAGCUGAGGUGUUUAUACCAGAGUUAGGUAAUACUUAUAAAUGUCCACCAUCAUUUAGAGUUUUCGCUUGUCAGAAUCCAUCACAUCAAGGUGGUGGCAGGAAAGGCCUUCCUAAAUCCUUCCUAAAUCGAUUUACCAAGGUAUAUGUGGAUGAGUUAGUUGAGGAAGACUAUCUAUCCAUUUGUGAAUCAAAAUUUUCAACUAUACCUAGACCUUUACUCUCAAAGUUAAUCUUAUUCAAUAAAAGGAUGCAUGAAGACACCACGGUAAAUCAAAAGUUUGCCAAGCAUGGCUUCCCGUGGGAGUUUAAUCUUCGUGAUGUUUUUCGAUCUUGCGAGAUAAUUGAAGGUGCACCAAAGCACUCAAGAGUGUAUUCCUUCUUGAACAUAGUUUAUAUUCAAAGAAUGCGCACAGCAGCUGAUCGCAAGGAAGUAUUGCGGAUCUUCAAGGAGGUAUUUGAGGUGACACCAUUUAUAAAUCCAUAUCCUCGUGUUCAGCUCAAUUCACAUAAUUUAAUCGUGGGGAAUGUGACUAUUAAGAGGAAUCACGUCCAAUUAACUACAGACUCAAGCAAACCGCUCCUGAUACUGCCUGAAAUUCGUCAAAGUUUGGAAGCUGCUGCUCAAUGUAUAGAGCGUCAGUGGUUAUGUAUCUUGACUGGUCCAUCAUACUGUGGAAAAACAUCAUUGAUAAGAUUACUUGCUAACCUAACAGGCAAUGUGCUAAAUGAAGUAAAUCUUUCAUCUGCAACUGACAUAUCAGAAUUAUUGGGGUCUUUUGAACAAUAUGAUGCAGUGCGUAGUUUUUGCUCUGUUGUUGCUCAAAUUGAGUUCUAUGUUAAUAACUACAUCAGUUUGCAACUGGAGGCUUCGCAGGAAGCAAUUUUCAGGGAAACAGAUUUAUAUAUCAAAUGGAUUGCUUUCCUCUCUGCCAUGAAAUUUGACAGCUUGUCAUCUUUUCCUUCAAAUUAUUUUGAAAACUGGAGGAAGAUAGUGGGUUCUCUUAAUUUGUUAGCUGAGAUUAUUGGACAACUAAAGUUGCAGAUUGAAAAGCAUUCCCUUCCUGUAUCUUACUCAUUCCAGGGUCUUGACUUGGCUAUGAAGACAGUUUUGAAGCUGAAAGCAGAUGAUCAGAAAAGGGUUGUUUCAACCAAAUUUGAAUGGGUUACAGGAUUACUGAUCAAGGCUAUUGAGCAAGGGGAAUGGAUUGUCUUGGAGAAUGCAAAUCUAUGUAACCCCACUGUUCUUGAUAGGAUUAAUUCAUUGGUAGAACCUUGCGGAUCAAUCACAGUCAAUGAGCGUGGAAUUGUUGAUGGAAACCCAUUGGUUAUUCAUCCUCACCCUAAUUUUCGCAUGUUCCUCACGGUUAAUCCUCACUAUGGCGAAGUUUCUAGGGCAAUGCGUAAUAGGGGUGUUGAAAUAUUUAUGAUGCAGCCAUAUUGGGCAUUAGAUAAUCAAAGUGGGAACAAUUAUGGGGAUACUGAAUUCAAAGAUGUGAAGAGGUUUCUUGUUUUGUCAGGUAUCCCAAUUGCACCAUUGGUUGAUUCAAUGGCUAGAGCCCACAUUUAUGCUAAAAAUGAAGGUUCAGAGCUUAAUGAUCACAUUACGAAUCUCGAACUUUCACAUUGGGUUCAUCUGUUUCUGCAGCUUCUCAUGAAUGGUUGUUGUCCUAUCUGGAGUCUAAAAAUAAGUUGGGAACAUAUAUAUCUCUCCUCAUUGGGUUUUGAAGGAGAGAAAAUAAUCAAUUUUGCCAAAACUGUUUUUUUGUCUGUAACUAAUUUGGCUGGGUAUGAUGUCUUAGCGACAUGUCCUUUGGGUUUGCCUGGAGGAUGGCCAUUGCCACUCAGUUUAAGGGAUUAUGUUUAUUAUUCAAAGGAAGCUUCUGUCAAACAGAACUGCAUGUAUCUGGAAUUCCUGGGAAGUCAGUGUGCAUCAGAUCAAUAUCAAAUUGCUCAUAAGAGGCACUCAACAGCUUGUUUGCAGACUACUGGUGAUCAUGCAAGGGCAUAUUUUAUGGAUUUGAGGACUUUACGUGAAAUUAUGUUUCCUAAGGCUUCAAAUGUGAUGAUUUCAGACUAUGAAAGGGAAUGCAAAUUUGACUCAGAAUUGACAAAUAAGAUGCUAUUAUUUGCAGGCAAUUGGACAAUAGAACAAGCUACACAAGAUGAUUUUAAGUUCUAUCUUCUUCGGUUUAAGUGGUUUAGUUCUCAGUUGCAGCCCUUCUGUCAGUUCUUUAAAAAUUUCAUCAUACUUAUAGAACAGAUAAUCAAGCAUCCUAUUUGGGAGUAUAUUUCAUGUCGUGACAAACUACAUGUCGAUUUGCAGUCAAUGCCAUUGUUAUCACUUGAUUUAGCUGAUUUGGCUGCAUCAAAUAGCAAAAUUAAAUCUCUCUUUAAUGCUAUUAGUUGCUUUGAUCCGCUAAGCUUAACUUACCAGCAAUGGAAUAUUGAGAACCAGCAUAGUUUCGAUGAAGAAACCAGUUGCUUUAUUCCACUUUUGAAGUCUCUUCACGUUUUGGAAGAUGGAAUACUUAACAGAUUUGUUGUUUCAACUCCUAAGCUAAUUGAGGAUCAAUCGUUUGAUUAUAAAUUACAGUUAUACUCUAACCUUAUUGAUGACCAUGCUUUAUUUUGGCAUCACUUCAUUUCUUCGAAGCUUGAUCAGAUGAUAAUUUCUUGGCAUUCUUUGGUUAAAGAUGCUGGAAAGUUUUCAGAUAUCUGUCCAGAAGCUCUGGGUGAUUUUUUGAUGGAGAGCAAAAAAUUGGAAAUGUUCUCUUCUCGGGAGAAAUCCUUACUGUGGAUUCAUGGCGGUCACCCAUUUUUGCCCUCAUCCUCUGAUCUACAUGAUAAACAACAUCAGCUUUUAAAAUUUGUUGAAACAAUUUGGCCAAGAAAGGCAGCAUCUGGUUAUCCAGGAGUAUUGAGCAGUCAUCUUAUUGAUGUCGUUGCAUCAUUUGACCAUGAUCUUCGCUUCCUUGUGAUGCAAGAUAUCUCAAACUCAUCAUUUUUAAUGGCAAAAUGGAGUCAAGAGGAUGGUAUUCAUAUUGGGGAGAAGUUGGGGGAGAUGUAUCAGAUUCUGAUAAGAAGGUUUGAAAAUGAAAAACACAAGUUGCAGUUGAAUACAGGAUCCAAAGACCUUUCAGCUUUUGCUGAAAAUUUAGCUGCUUGUUGCUCAUUUACCCCUGAAAUGUUAUGCCAAAAGUCUGUAUUUGAGGGCUGGCAGGAUACCUUUCUUCCAGUUAAUUAUACCAGUUUAUUCUGGGACAUGGAGUUACUACAGAAACUCACAUCAAUUCAUUUGGAUGAUCUCAGUGGGUUACACCAGGAUGUGGAACGUCUAUCAAACCUUUUGGACUUCGCUUUAAAAUUUUCAUUGAAUUUCUCAUCAAGGCCUCCACAAAUGUUUUCCCCACACCAAAAGAUACUGUGGACCCUGAAUGCAUGGGCUUCAGUGGAUGCAGUGAAUUUGAAAAUUGCGAGCUUUAUUAUGGAGAUGUGGUUUAACUGGCAUGAAUCUAUGUGGGCACUUUUCCCUGAAUUUGUUAAGAACUUCUCAAAGAUUGAUGGUUUUGAUACAAUCAGUAUUGCACUGCCCCACAUGCUUAUUCAUCCUGUCAUUGCAUCAACUGUGAUGCAGAUCACGCUAAGCACACAUGCUAUCAAGGAAUUUUGGGUUCAGUGUCUCAAGUCUAGAGUUACCUUGUCCAAUUUGUGGCAUUGCUCUCAUUAUGGAGCACAUCUGCCAAAUUUUCUUUUAUCUGCUGCUCGCUUUCUUUUCCAACAGAUUAUUUAUGCACAUAGAAAAUCUUUUGAUGUGGAUCAAUUUGAUAGAGUUAAAUCUUAUUUUUCUUCUUUUGAGAAGAAUGUUGUUACGGAAGAAAGCAUCCAUAUGCUGAGCUCUCUUGUUGCUUCAUCAAGACACUGUAGGCUGAAAAACUCAAUGCAGAAAUUCAUAGUCCCGCUUCUUAGGGAGCUGUAUCUUCAGUCUGAUACUGCUGCCCCAUAUAUCAAUCAUACUAUUGGUUGUGCAUGGGUACACAUUGGCAUGUUACGCAUUCAUCUAUUGCUUAGCUCUAAUGACAUUGAUCCCGCCAUGAAGUACUAUUGCAAGUACUCUCAGCUCAUGGAAACAAUAUCAUCACUUGAACUUGAAAUUCAGGUCCGAACAGAGUGUGCGUAUUUUGCUGGGCAAUUUUUUGAGCUAGAGGCUGACAAAAGAAAAGUACAAAGGCUGGAUAAGCUUCAAGCAGAGUGUAGAAAGCUGCAAAGAAAGACUGUGUUUCGCACUGAACCAUGGAAAUACAAGAAGUUAAUAAAUGAAUGUGGUGACUUUCUUAAACUCGUUGAUGCUUUGGAAGUUUUAUUGAGCAGUGCUGAUGCUGAGGAAUUACAGAAGGUUCUUGACCAUGCUCGCAGCUGGCAGGAAACAGCAACUUGUUUUAUUGAUCGGAUGAUGGAUGAGUACACUGCAUACUGUGACAUUAUUCAACCAAUUCAAAUUGCCGUGUAUGAGAUGAAAUUUGGAUUGUCACUUGUUCUGUCUAGUUCUUUGGGAAAAAAAUAUCUGCAUAUGCUUGGGCAGGAAAACAUCAACCAGCUUAUGGAAAUGAUAUACACACUUAUGCGCUUCCCUCGUGCUGCUUCAUGCAUAUCCAUUUCUGUUAAGUGUGACAUUGGGUUGGAUAUGUGUCCUUCAUACCGGCUAGAUUCCGCUACAGGCUUUUAUUUGGUAGAUAUGGAUUUGAUGGAAAGACUUGUUACACUUUCAAGUGGCAUUGCUGCUGAUAAGAAGGAAUCUGUGGUGCAAUAUAGAGCUGCUGUCUAUCACAACAUUCUUGUUCAAAUUGCACAUUCUAUAGCUAAUGCAAAAAUAAUCGAUAAUAAAUCUUAUAUGCUCUUGCACAAGAUUUUUGAUGAGUUUGCCAGGCUUUGGAUGAGUAUGAAAGUUCAUUCGAAGACAAAGAGUGAUAAUGAUGCUCAACAGUACAAGUUUAAACCUCGAGCUUUCCAAAUUGAGAGUGUUGUUGAUGUUGAAAUAUCAACUCCUGCAAAUUCAACUGCAACUGAAACAUUUUCAGAAUGGAGAGAAUUUUCUUAUGAAGAAAAAUAUGCUGACAAGAUGGACCUCACUGAGGAAUGUUUCAAAUUGGAUGACGAUUGGAAGCAGCUGGAAGAGUCUAUCCUCAGCCAUGUGGUUCUCAUUCACAAUCAGUUAUUUGGAUCUAGUGAUCUAAUCCAAACUCCGGGAACUUUCCAUGUUUCUGAUGAAGAUCGGUUGCAUUCCUUCAGUGACUCAUAUUCAAUGGGUAUCAAUUUGAUCAAAGGUGUCUUCUCUACACAGUUUCCCAGUAUGGAUGCUAAACUCAUGCCGGAGCACUUAUUUUAUCUCUGUGUCGACUUUAGAAGAAAGUUCCUUUUGUCUCACAAAUGUGCUACCAGAUACAAUUUUUACAAGGAUUCAAAUGCUCCUGAGAUGGUACAAAUGUUGAAAGUACUUGCACCUCUCCAACAGCAAAUUCUUUCCCUUCUAAAUGAGUGGGAAGAUCAUAAUGAUCUUCAGAGAAUUUUGGAUGUAAUUGACAUGCUCUUGACUCUACCAUCGGAUACCCCUUUAGCAAAGGCUUUUUCCGGGUUGCAGUUUUUACUGUAUAAAGCUCAAGUUAUGCAAGAAAAUGGCUCAAAAUUCUCCUUUUCAAGUCAAUUCAAAUCUGUUUAUGAUCUGUUGUCAUCAUGGCAAAAGAUGGAACUGGGCUCUUGGCCUGCUUUGCUUGAUGAGGUGAUGGAUCAGUAUGAGAAUAAUGCUGGAAAAUUGUGGUUUCCUCUGUACUCUGUUCUGCAACCCAGCUCUUCUGAUCCAUCAAUUGUCCUGAGCCUGAAGGAAUUCAUUCACACAUCCAGCAUUGGGGAAUUUGGGAAACGUCUUCAGCUUCUCUAUGCUUUCCUUGGCCAAAACAAUACCAGUGCAUGCUUGAAAAAUAAUUCCAGUCUUUGUCUGUCGGAACAGUCAGCAUUCUUAUUCAAUAUCUUUGGAUUUUAUGUGCAGUUCUUACCCAUAGUAUUGAAGUACAUUGAAACUAGUAGGAAAGAAAUUGAGAUUGAACUGAAAGAAUUAGUAAAACUAUGUCGGUGGGAGCAUGACAAGAGUUAUGUAUCAAUUGAAAACUUGAAAAAGAGCCGACAGAAGCUGAGGAAGCUUAUACAAAAAUAUACUGAUAUUCUGCAAGAACCUGUGUCAAUUUUCCUUAAUCAAGGAGCUGCACUAAGUGGAUCAAAAGCUCAAUCUUUUCAUGGUCAUAAGCUCAUUUAUGAUGAUCUGAACAAGGGUUUGCUCAGUGGUGCUUUUGAUUUGACAUUGUUUGCAGAAAACAGGUUAACAUGGUUUGACAACUGCAACAAGGAAUUAGACAGUGCUUUGCAGAACUUUCUGCUUAAGAAAACAUCAGUAUUUGAUGUUUUACCCUUACAUAAAAUAAAUAUCAGAUGCAUAUGUAGUCCUUGCAGUGAUUCACAACAUACACUUAACCUAGAGGGAUGGAAGGCUGUGUGGCAUAUGAUUGAAAAAAUAUAUAUUACAGCAGUUGACUGUGGCAAUCUUUGGAAGGAGGAAAAAAAGAGUCAAGGGAAGAGAAGAGCUUUGUCUGACCUUCUUAAGCUUUUAGAAAGCAAUGGGUUAUCUCGACACAAGUCUGCAUAUAUGGAAGACCAGCAUGAAACUUGGUGGUUCCUUCAGCUUUCUUGCAACAUACAGUAUUUAUUGCUAACAAAUUGCAGAUUACCUUAUUUAACCAUUGGAAUUGCUGUUGGAGUCGAAAAUAAAAAUGCCCCAGAAGAAAGUUUUCUAAUGGAGUGGAAAACAGCCAUUGAUCAUUACUUCAAAAGUGUCGUGUCCGUGCUUCUUCUGCAGCAGAUGUGUCUCAAUCCACACAAAGAUAUAACUCUUGAACAGGUUGACAGUUCUAGUUCUUUCCUCAUUCAGCUCAUUCAGAUACAGCAGAAGCAACUGACUGCUGCCAGUGCAUUUGACAAACAAUUGAAAUGCUUUAGAGAAUGUGUAUCUACUCUAGGAAAGUUGUUUUCACUUUCCACCUCCAGUGAUUGCAAUUCUAAUUAUAUGUGCUCUAUUAUUCCAAAUCAGCUUUCUACUUAUAAAUGCAUGUGGCAACAAAAGCAAUUAUUUGAUAGUCUGUGUGCUAUUUCGCGAGAAGAAUUGCUUCUACUUAGGACAUUUGAAAAUAGCCAUUUAAACACUUGUCAAAAAGAAAGAUCUUUAGCCAGUCAGAUGAUUGCUUCCAUUGAAGAAUUUUUACCACUGUUCUGCAAAUCAAAGGAAUCACUGGAUAGUUACCUAAUUGGGGGGACCAGAGCUGUCACUGCAAUGGCUCAUUCCUCACAUCAUUGCAUUGUUACCCAAGAAAUGAAACAGCUGGUAUCAGAUAAUUUCAAGACUAUUAGGGGUUUUAAGGAUUGUUUUCUUGAACUACAGCAGCAUGAACUAGAUAGAAGCACGGUUAAAAAGGUUUUGAUUCAGCAUUUUCAAGAAAUAAUUGAGAAGGCAAAUUUAAUUGAGGAAGAGUUUAAAACCUCUUUAAAGGCUAAUUCCAAUCCAGUAGAAUUAUCCGAUGAGGAUAGACUUAGUGAAGGAAAAACUCUGGAGCUCGAUGCCAGGUUCAGUGAAGCCCUUAUGUCUACAUAUCAGCAUCUUGCAACUGUAUUGCAGAAUUUAUGUUUGUCACACAAUUUUCCUGUGGUUGAAGUUGAAGAGUCCAUGGUAAAAAUUGUUUCAUGGGAAUUGCUAUUUGAGUCAUUUGUCACAAAUCUUAGCUUGGACGUAUUGUGCGAGAAUCUUUUCAAAACGAUUGCUCUUGGGGAGAAGCUGGUUAAACAUGGUGAGAAUGGAAUUGACAGUUAUUCGCAUGUAGGAACGCACUUUAGAAAUCUAUAUACAUUCAUGGUUCAAUUACUGAAUUUGGGUGAUGAGCUCAUGAAAAAUUUCUUAGCCAUGCACAACUCAGUGUCAGUAACAACACAUGUGAUUGCAAAUAUUUUAGCUUCUUUAUUUUCAAAAGGUUUUGGAAUUUCAACUGAAAACCAGGAGGAUGAUGGAUCCCUCAAUACAUCUGGCGAUGCAAGUGGGACAGGUAUGGGAGAGGGUGUUGGAUUAAAGGAUGUGAGUGAUCAGAUUGCUGAUGAAGAUCAGCUGCUGGGAACACGUGAACAGCAAAAUGAAAAGCAAGAUGACUCCAAGGAAAUUCCAAGUAUCAAUAAUACUGGAAUCGAGAUGGAACAGGAUUUUCAGGCUGAUGCACUGAGCCUUAGUGAGGACUCUGAAGAAGAUGAUGAUAUUGAUGGUGAAAAGGGAGAACUUGAGUCUGAAAUGGGACCCACAGGAGCAGACAGUGAAGCAGUGGCUGAAAAAGUUUGGGAUAAGAAUGAAGAUGAAAAUCCCAAUGACACAAAAGAAAAGUAUGAAGCUGGACCUUCCGUACAGGAUAGAAAUGGGGGCAACAGAGAAUUAAGAGCCAAGGAUGACUCCGUCACCGAUGAACCUGGGGAUGGGAAUUGUGGUGAAGAUGAUGCUCAGGAUGAUGAAACUGCAACCCAGGAUGACAUUGGUGAUGGAGAAAAUGAAGAUGAGGUGAAUAUGGACAAAGAAGCAGCAUAUUCAGAUCCUGGUGGAUUGAAAUCUGAUGAGUUAGAACAAACGUCUGACAUGGAUAUGGAUGUAAAGGAAGAUGCAGAUCUCAUGGAAGAGGGAGAAGUUGAUGAGCAAGGUAAUUCAGAUAAGAAUGGAAAUGAAGUAAAUGAGAAUGAAGAGACAUGCUCCCCUGAUGAAGUUAUGGAAGAGGCACAUACUGAAGUUGAUGUAAACUCUGAAAAAGAUGAUCUCAAUCAGGACCAUCAAGAUAGUGAUGACAUGAAUAUCACAGAACCAAAAAAAGAUGCAUCUAAAUCUUCUGAGUUGAUUAAUGAGCAAGUUUCCCCAUCCGAAUUAACAUCACAGUCUACAGUUGAUUGGCAGACAUCUGGUUCUGAAAAUAUAGCAGCAGAUUCAAAUACGUCAAAUAGCCAUCAUGACUUUGACAACCCUGCUCUCUUGGGAGGUUUGCCAUCUAGUAGUAUGUCUGAGAUGGAUCUUAAGAUGUCUGACUCAUCACAGACUGGGGGAUUCAGUGAAAAUCAAGCUAAAUCAAACCUUCCACAGAAUGAAAAUUCAUUUAUUCAGGAAAGGCAUGCCAAUCCUCAUCGAAGUAUAGGUGAUGUGCUGGAGUGUCAGGAAGAAAGAAUUAGAGUAUCUGGUGAUAUUCAGGAAGAUAACAUGGAGAAGCAGGGGGAAAUGGAUGAUGAUAAUGCUAAUGAGUAUGGCUAUGUUUCUGAAUAUGAGAAGGGGACAAACCAAGCUUUGGGACCUGCAACGUCGGAGCAGGUUGAUAGAAACAUUGAUGGCAAUAAGCUUGAUAAAGAAUGUCUUGCCGGAGAAGAUGCAAAGUUGCAGGUUGAGAAGGAAAAAUCAGAAAUGGAUUCUGUAAGCAAAUCUUCCUUAAUCCCCACAAAUGGAAAAAGGGAGCAAGUGAGUAUGUCAGACCUGGACAAGUCACAAGAAGAUAAAUCACUGGACCCUCUUGCUAGUAAGAAUGUUGAUCAUGAAAAUCGCUUGGAAGACUUGGUUUCUUUCAGGAGUUCAUACUUAAGGGAGAACACAGAUAAACUGAGCCAGCUUUCUGUGCAUGAUAAGGAUUUGGGUAAAGGCCAAGAUCCUUGUGAUGUACCUGAUUAUCUGAAAGAUAAUGCUACAGCUCUGUGGAGAAGAUACGAACUUAGCACAACAAAAUUGUCUCUCGAGUUAGCUGAGCAGUUGCGCCUUGUGAUGGAGCCCACUGUAGCAAGCAAACUCCAAGGGGAUUAUAGAACUGGAAAAAGGAUAAAUAUGAAAAAGGUAAUUCCAUACAUAGCAAGUGAUUAUAGUAAAGACAGAAUAUGGCUGAGGCGGACUAGACCCAACAAACGGGAUUAUCAAGUUGUGAUAGCUGUUGAUGAUUCACAUAGUAUGUCAGAGAGCUGCUGUGGUGAUGUUGCCAUUGAAGCUUUGGUCACAGUAUGUCGUGCUGUUUCUCAAUUAGAGAUGGGCAGCUUGGCUGUUGCGAGCUUUGGCACAAAAGGAAACAUAAAGUUAUUGCACGACUUUGAUAGGCCCUUUACUGGAGAGGCUGGGGUUAAGAUGAUCUCCAAUUUGACAUUCAAGCAGGAGAAUACUAUUGCUGAUGAGCCAGUUGUUGAUCUAUUGAAGUACUUGACUAACAAGCUAGAUACUGCAGUAGCAAAAGCAAGACUUCCAUCUGGACAUAACCCCCUGCAGCAACUAGUUUUAAUAAUUGCAGAUGGUCGGUUUCAUGAAAAGGAGAACUUAAAGCGGUGUGUUAGAGAUGUAUCAACUGGUAAUCGGAUGGUUGCUUUCUUGCUUCUGGAUAAUUCUCCGGAGUCAAUUAUGGACCUCAUGGAAGCAUCUUUUGAGGGUGGAAAGAUGAAAUUUUCCAAGUACAUGGAUUCCUUUCCCUUUCCCUACUAUAUUGUCCUGAGGAACAUUGACGCGCUGCCUAGGACUCUUGCAAACCUGCUGAGACAGUGGAUGGAGCUUAUGCAGCAUUCAACGGACUUUAAUGGUUGAAGACUUAUGUCGUGCAAGUUCAAUUAUUUUUGCUUUUUUUUUUUUUUGGGUGGGGGGAGGGGGGUGUUCAUUGUACGUAGUAGAGCCCAAAAUAGUAUUCUAAUUGUACAGCAAUUGAGUGUACAGAUAUUGCUUCUUUGACUAAGAAUAUCAUGUUAGUUGCAUUCAAUGAAACUUCAUA